GUUGCCAACAUCUGACUCUGAACUCUGUUGUCACGCCUCCAGAAAAGCAGCUGCUCCACACAUCUCCUCCCUCUAUUCGACCGGCAUCACAGUGGAUGUUUACUCAGUCCGGUCAUCUGGAUAGCGCCGGACGCACAAUUACGCACGACUAUACAGUGAAAGGUAGACCGUUCAGGCAGGAUCGCUUUAUUCCGAUGUAUUUCGCAAUACCAAAUGGACAUAGUCUUACUGUACUGCUGCUCAUUGUGAAUUAGGAUUUUCAUCUGUAAAGUUUGCAGAAAGUUAUGAGUCGUACCGAACCAAGGGACGUGGUCGACGCGUAAACUUUUCUUCACCUCUCCGUUUACAUCAACUGCGAAUCCUCCAUCAAAAUGCAGAUCGUGCUGUUCAGUGCCGUGUUCCUUUACCUCAGUGAAUAUGCCAGUACAGAGCCAAAAGCCAAGUGUCCAACACGGUGCGAUGUGAGUACUUGUCCGAGCCCCAGCUGCCCCAGUGGCUACGUGCCAGACCGCUGUAACUGCUGCCUGGUUUGCGCUCAGGGAGAAGGAGAGCCGUGCGGCCGCAAGGACGACCUGCCGUGCGGUGACGGCCUGGAGUGCAAACACCCGGCGGGCAAGCGGCUCUCCAAGGGUUUCUGUCAGUGCAGAUUUAGCCACGAAGUGUGCGGCAGCGACGGGAAGACGUACGGUAACGUGUGCCAGCUGAAGGCGACCAGCAGGAAGGCUCUGCAGCAGGGACUGCCAGGCGUCACGCAGAGCCAGAAGGGACCAUGUGAGACAAGCGCAGGUCCUCCACAUGCUGCCAGUCCUCGUUACAAGUUCAACUUCAUAGCUGACGUGGUGGAGAAAAUUGCUCCUGCUGUGGUUCACAUUGAACUCUUCCUCAGACAUCCACUCUUUGGUCGCAACAUCCCUCUGUCCAGUGGAUCCGGGUUUGUCAUGUCAGAGAAUGGACUGAUUGUUACCAAUGCUCAUGUCGUCUCUACCACCUCACCAGUGUCAGGUCAACAGCAUCUCAAGGUCCAGAUGCAUAAUGGUGACAUAUAUGAAGCCAGCAUCAAGGACAUUGACAAAAAGUCUGACAUUGCCACCAUCAAAGUCAACCCCCAGACGAUGCUCCCUGUGUUGUUUCUGGGCCACAGUGCAGACCUGAGGCCUGGGGAGUUUGUGGUGGCAAUUGGCAGUCCUUUUGCCCUCCAGAACACUGUCACUACUGGUAUCGUCAGCACUGCUCAGAGAGAUGGAAAGGAGCUGGGUCUCAGGGACUCAGACAUGGAUUAUGUCCAGACAGACGCUAUUAUCAAUUAUGGGAAUUCAGGAGGACCUCUUGUCAAUUUGGAUGGGGAGGUGAUUGGCAUCAACACCCUGAAAGUUGCAGCAGGAAUCUCAUUUGCCAUUCCCUCAGACAGGAUCACUCGCUUCCUCAACGAUUCGCUCGACAAGCACAACAAAGAUGUGAGAUCAAUAAAGAAGCGUUUCAUUGGAAUCAGGAUGUUGACCAUCACACCAGCGUUAAUUGAAGAGCUAAAACAACAAAACCCAGACUUCCCCAAUGUUACUACCGGGAUUUAUGUCCAUGAGGUUGUUCCUCACUCUCCUGCACAGAAAGGCGGUAUCAAAGAUGGGGACAUUAUUGUGAAACUGAAUGGUAGACCGUUGAUGACCACAGCUGACCUACAAGGAGCACUGCAGGAGGAAACAGCCCUGCUGCUGGAAGUCAGGAGGGACAAUGAUGACCUGCUCUUUAAUAUCGAACCUGAUAUUAUUAUGCAGUAGACAUUGGAAGCACAGCUCUCAUGCAGAGUUAGAACAACAUCUCAGGCCAUACUUUUUUUGGAAAGAACUUGGCAGAAACUCUGCAACAGUGAAGCAGCGUUGACAGUUGGUGCAUUCAUCUUCUGAUACUAACUUCUAAUACCUGGCUGUUAACUUGAUUGUGUCAAAGUGAAAGGAGACCACAACUGACAUGGUGCAAAGGAAUUCAAGGAUUUACAGCCGUGCCUCGACCCUGCUUAAACCAGCUCAGCAUUGGAACAGGUGCACAAACCUUACACCCUACUGAACUGCAUACACCCAAACCCCUUCAAUGUAUAUUAAAUACUUGAUUUUAUCACUUUGAUUAUAUAUUUUUCAGUAAGUAGACACAUUUAUUGUAAGUACUUCCAUAUAUUUUGAGCAGUAAUGCCUGCUAGACAGCAUCCAAUGAUGUACAUCCUGAAAAUUACAAGACAAAAGCAAAGUUGAUAAGCGCACAAUUCAUACAUUACCAUUAGAUUCACCCUGCUGGCUUCACAAGGCAGCAUCCACAUGUCCACCCUGUGAUCUGAGCCUUGCUCCAAAUUACCAUUCUCUGUCAUUCUUGACUAGCUGUCAAUCCGUCCUUCAAGGCUUGGCAUGAGGGCUUUUUUGGUGAAAAUGGUGUUCAAAAUACAGUGGUCACAUAGCACAGUCUACAUUCAAAACCUCAUUUUGGUCUUGUGCUUUGGGUAGUGAAGUAUAAGCAGCCAACAUUAGUUUCCUUCAUAAAACUACACUCAGCCUGACAGACAGGGUGAAGACUUCAGAGAUCCAGAAUCCUGCAUCCUGAAUGCAUCACUAAAUGCAACAUCAUACAAAAAUGGUAAUCUAAAAUAUUUUUACAGAGGAAGAUCUUCUUGGCUUAGUUGAUGAUUUGUCAAAGGUUUAAUGCACAGACACCAUGUCACAAUCUAUACUUACAAACUUGGAUAUCCUUGAACUUACCUGAGUUCACAGUUGGUGUUCACACUUUAGUGGCUAUUCAGAAGGCUUCCAGCAAAGUGCCUGUCAGAUCAUCAAGCAGCAUCUAAAACUGAUUUUCUGAACAUCUUUUCCAUAUUUGAUUCGGGGGUUAACAUUGCCCUACAAUUUUUGCAACUUUCUGAAUCUGACCAGCAUGUCCAGUUGACAUAGGGAUUGACAAGAUUUGGACUUAAGUCUUUAAUUUUCAUUCUUUAAAAAAACUACAUCUGUACACAGGUACAGCUGAGGACAACACUGUAAGUGCCUUCAAGGAGGCUUUGUCUGGAAUUAUGGGCUGUUACCAAAAUUUAUAUGAUUUGUCAAAUCCUGUCCUUCUCUAUCACAUCAACAUGUUCUCAUUAGUUUCUCUGGCAGCAGUAUUUUUCAUUGUCGUUGCUUUCACGCUGCUUACACUGGCAGUAAGCAACAGGUAUUAACAUUUUUUUUUUUUUUGUUGGACAUGUUUAGACAACACCAUUGUCACAGCACAGGCAGUACUAGAAAAAUGAUGUGUUCUUAUGUCUAAUCCCAUCUAUCUCAGUGGCUGAGACAGAAAAACAAGGGAUGCAGACCUAACUGAAUCCCAGUGAGACUGAAUUGUUCCAUGCAGUCAGUUAAUAUGUCUCCUGCAGUACUGACUCACUCCCUGCUUGGAAGGAGUCAGGACUAGCUUUCUCUUCACAUUUCCAAUCAAAUGCUGAGCUCUGUAUUGAGUUCAGGUAAUUUACAUGAACAAAUACUUGCAGAUUGAAAUUAGACCAAAAUACUUAAGGCAUGAUGACUAUACAUGAGUAUUCAUCACAGUUUUGACAAAAAGGGGCCCUCAGUGUCUCUCAUAAACUCAGCUCUUUAUUGCUGCAGAAACAUGAAUUUGUGACUAUUCGAUGAUGACUUUGCUGUGAAAUGUCUCAUCUGGACAGAAGGUGAAGGUUAAUCUUUUAGCUUUUUGUGGGUUGAUUCUUUCAUGAUGCAUUAAAUGGGACAUAGCCUCUGAACCAAGUGCCGACCCUGACCUGAGCACAUUUCCCACUAUGCAAUCAGAAUGUUAGACUUUACAAUAUAAAAGCCUCAAUAUUUUAUUUGUGUUAAAUGUACUGUGCAAAGGUGUAUCUGCUUUUGAUAAGCUGAUUUGUUGAAAUCCAUUCACAAGGUGCACAGAGAGCAUGAUACUGUAUAAUGAACCUUUCUGAGUAAGCUCUCCGGCAGCUAUAUUUAAGGUCCUUCCCAUUGUUGCCAAAAAUGGUUUAAAAAACCCAACCGUUUUCUGAUAUAAACAUUGCAUCCAACUUGAUUCGUGAAAGUCGUCUUCUGAUAACUGACCUUUUCGCCAUUGGUUUUUCAGCUUGUUAACCUUAAUAUCCGCUGACACUAAAGCAGCACUUACUGAUUUUUAGCCACUUGGAGGCAGAAGAAUAAACCGUAAACAACAUUCACAUAUCACCAUCACAUAAAACUAAUAAAGCAAAUGUGUUUGUAAAAAGUUGCCUAUUUACACAUCCAGUAGUUAUGACCCAUGUACUUAAAAACAGCAAUGACAUUUACCCUCAUGAAUUCCAGUAGUCCACAUUGGCACAUCUCAUUUUCCAGCAGACCUCCAUGAUUCCACCAGCUGAAAAACAGUGAUUUAGCUUCACAGCCUCAACAAUAAACACAAUGGGAAAACGACCGCAGAAUGAUCAGCUUUUUAUUAUGUCAUAAAGUGAUGGUUUGCAUCAAAUUGUAUUUAAAAUUGAAAAUAAGGUGACGAAAUUAUGCACUACCAUUCAAAAGUUUGGGGUCACCCAGGCAAUUUCAUGAUUUCCAGGAAAAGUCACACUUUUAUUCAUGUGCUAACAUAAUUGCACAAAGGUUUGCUAAUCAUCAAUUAGCCUUUCAACAUGAUUAGCUAACACAAUGUAGCAUUAGAACACAGGAGUGAUGGUUGCUAGAAAUAGGCCUCUGUACUCCUAUGUACAUAUUCCAUUAAAAUGCAGCCAUUUACAGCUAGAAUAGUCAUUUACCACAUUAACAAUGUCUACACUGGAUUUAUCAUUCAUUUAAUGUUAUCUUAAUUGGAAAAAACAUGCUUUUCUUUUAAAAAUAAGAACAUUUCUAAGUGACCCCAAACUUUUGAACAGUGGUGUAUGUGUAAAAAAAAGUAACACUUUUGAUGAGCCUGUUUUUAUAAGCAGUACAAUAAACUUCCAGUGUAAAUGAAUCUAGUAUUAAUGUCAAAGUCUUUGUUCAGCAUCAGUAGCUUAUCUUUGGUUUAUGGAUGGCAUACGUUUUUAAUGCUGUAAGUUGUAAUUCCAUUAAAAAUGUGAACAAAAUGUGUGUUGACAAACUCUGUGGCAAUGAAGAACACUAAAUGUGAGUGUUUUUUUCUGUAGUUUCAUCACUGCUGCUGCUCUGGUUUGUCACUGUUUGUGCUUUUAGUAUGAAGAGACUUCAUCAAAACCAAAUGUUUACAUGUAAGCUGACACCAAAGCAACAUUCUGCAUCAGUCUUUGGAGGUACCUUUUUCCACCAAAUAAAAACAUUCAAACUUUAA
This is a messenger RNA of Amphiprion ocellaris (clown anemonefish), 5289 nucleotides long. RefSeq names its product HtrA serine peptidase 3b (gene htra3b). Gene Ontology annotation, molecular function: protein binding; serine-type endopeptidase activity. NCBI's taxonomy places the organism in Eukaryota, Metazoa, Chordata, Actinopteri, Pomacentridae. The record is from RefSeq and is a predicted model, not a curated record. Bases 372 to 1775 code for a protein of 467 amino acids. Gene Ontology annotation, cellular component: extracellular region. The transcript has 10 exons. Gene Ontology annotation, biological process: proteolysis.